Molecule: messenger RNA, 189 nt
Organism: Fomitiporia mediterranea MF3/22
Lineage: Eukaryota; Fungi; Basidiomycota; Agaricomycetes; Hymenochaetales; Hymenochaetaceae
Exons: 2
Source: RefSeq, a predicted model, not a curated record
CUGCCAAGGGACCAGUGUGCUGUCCUUUACUUGGACUGCUAUCUAGUACAUACGAGUGCUGAUUUCUUGGAUUUCUUACAAUCAGAAUACCUGUAUGUCAUCCCUUUAUUCGUCCCUGCAAACUGUAAUGAAGGCACUCCUGUAUUCCAACCAGCAGACGUUGGUCUGCAGCACAUCCUCAAACACUAA